Messenger RNA from Leptomonas pyrrhocoris, 726 nucleotides. RefSeq lists its product as hypothetical. The coding region runs from base 238 to 726 and encodes 162 amino acids. NCBI's taxonomy places the organism in Eukaryota, Euglenozoa, Kinetoplastea, Trypanosomatida, Trypanosomatidae. The record is from RefSeq and is a predicted model, not a curated record. The transcript has a single exon.
GUCUGUGGCACGAGUGUCCGCACGGUCACCCAGUUCUGCCUGUGUUAGCUGCAGCUGCAAUAGCGCCACAGGUAUUAUCCUUCUGUGUGUGAGGGCGUGUGUGUAUGUGCUGCAACUCGCUCACACGCGACGUAUAUAUAUUUAUAUUGCAUUCUGCAGUAUUGUUUGCCGCGUUGCCUUUCAUUCCUUUGAUACUAGUAAUUCCUUCUCUUUUUGUUUCUGUACAGUAGCAGCGCCAUGGGCGGCAUUAUUGCCCGCGAGCGGCGGAAAUCAUCGGUGCAUAAGCCGGCCAAGCCGUCGCCGGCCGACGAAGCCUACCCCGAGGCCGCGGAGAUCAAGUCGCUGUCGAAGGUGGACACAGUCAAGUCGGAGCCGCGCGUCCCUCCGCACCAAAAACGCGUGGAGGAGUAUCAUCAAGAGCUGACGGAGGAAAUGAUCGAAGGGCUGACGCGGAGCAGCUCAGACAGCAUCCACAGCAAAGCACGCAAGAAGGAUGUGCUGGAGAACUGGCUCUUGAGAGCCAACUACAAGGUAUCCCCAGAGAAUGAUGCGCUGGAGCGGCACAAGAAGAGCAUGGAGGCGCUGAAGGCGGUCGCGCAGAACAAGAAGGAACGUGGAUUUCGAAGAAAGUCAGACCAAAGCCGUAGCACCACUCACUCCAAGGGGUCGCGAGCACGACAGCCCCCGAGCGUGGAGGUGUACAGCGGCGCGCGCACUACGGCGUAG